CCAAAGCACCUGUGGAGUUUCGGAACUCAGGAAAUUUGACUGGAGGUGAAUGCAGGUUCCUUGUCCUCGUUGUUUUUCAAAGUGAACGUGCAUGUCUGCCCCCGAAAAUCCGCAUACUUUUGCUCAAAGUCUCGAUAAGGGAAGAGCUCUGACGGUGUUAGCAUCAGCAUCCAAAAGCUCGGUAUUGGCGGCAGGGGUCGUCAAGGAAAAGCACGGGGGGAAAAAGAAUUUUUAGUAACUCUGCUACUGUAGUUCCUUCCAGGUGGGCGGUCAUUUCGGUGAUAGCCUGCCUUAUUUGAGAAUGAGGGUGUCAUGCUCGCGCUUGUGUUAGCCUUCCUUGGGUCGAUCUCUGAAGGUGAUUAGAAGUAGAUGUAGAAGGGGUGCAUCGAUUCCAGGUGCGGACCGUUGAAGGUUGGAUAAAGAGCGUGCAGGGCGUCUGUUUUAGUUCCGUUUAUUGUGAGUUCUACCUGCAGCGGGCCCUGCUCAGGCGGGUCAGAACGAGCAUCGACUGAUUGUCAGGGUGUAUGUCAUCCUUUUCGUUCGGGGAAGCUCAAAUUGCGUCUGAUGUGGGUAACUUGGAUUCCAUUAGGUAACAGCGAGAGAAGUGGAGAGAGUGAACACCUGACCAUCUAUUUUCGUGAGCUCGUGGACCUAGGGGCCACCAAAUUGCUGUGGCAGGCUUCAGGUUUUCUGAGACCUUGUAGCGGAGCUGGUGAGUAAUAAACCGGCCAGCCCUGACUGUCGGGAUUGACCCACAGUCUCGCAAUGGCGAAGGGCGGGUCGAGCGCCACUGCCAACAGCGGCGUGUUACAGAGAAUUGUCUUGAGCUACACGUAUGUCGCAGUAUGGAUCUUUCUCAGCUUCUCCGUGAUCAUCUUUAACAAAUAUAUUCUUGACCGCGGAAUGUACAACUGGCCAUACCCAGUCUCUCUGACUAUGAUUCACAUGGCGUUCUCCUCCGGGCUCGCCUUCCUCCUCGUGCGCGGGCUGAAGUUGGUUGAGCCCUGCGCCGCGAUGACGAAGGACCUCUACUUCAGGUCCAUCGUCCCCAUCGGCCUCCUCUUCUCGCUCUCUCUGUGGUUCUCGAAUUCGGCUUACAUCUACCUUAGCGUCUCCUUCAUCCAGAUGCUCAAGGCGCUCAUGCCGGUGGCAGUCUACUCUCUUGGGGUACUUUUCAAGAAGGAUGUAUUCAACUCUUCGACCAUGGCUAACAUGGUCAUGAUCUCCAUUGGUGUCGCCAUUGCGGCCUACGGGGAGGCGCGGUUCAAUGUCUGGGGUGUCACGCUGCAGCUUGCGGCUGUAUGCGUGGAAGCCCUCCGUCUUGUCUUGAUCCAAAUUCUUCUCAACUCCCGGGGAAUUUCCCUCAAUCCCAUUACAACACUCUAUUACGUCGCGCCCGCGUGUUUUGUCUUCCUCUCUGUCCCUUGGUAUCUCAUCGAAUGGCCGAAGCUGCUGGUAAUGUCGUCCUUCCACUUCGACUUCUUCACGUUCGGCCUCAACUCUAUGGUCGCGUUCCUGCUCAACAUCGCCGUCUUUGUUCUGGUCGGGAAAACAUCCGCCCUCACCAUGAAUGUGGCGGGCGUGGUGAAGGACUGGCUCCUCAUCGCCUUCUCCUGGUCCGUCAUCUUGGACCGAGUGACUUUCAUCAAUCUCUUCGGCUACGGCAUCGCUUUCGUCGCCGUCUGUUACUACAAUUACGCCAAACUGCAGACCAUGAAGGCCAAGGAACAGCAGAAAUCACAGAAGGUCAGCGAGGACGAGGAGAAUUUGCGGCUGCUGGAUUCUAAGCUGGAGAGACUCGAUGAGAGUUCAUCUCCUUCUCACAAGUCCGACGCUCAAACCCACUAAUUUUUUUCUUUUAUUUUUCACCUUUUUUCUUCCCACCACUUCAAGCCGCUGAAGCCCAUUCAACCCCAUGAGAAAGUCCCAUCAGAUGUCUUCUCCCAUUUCUGUGGCAUGAUCACUUGGAAGUGGAUGUGUUAUUGCAAAAGGCAGCGAUUUUCACAUCCGACACUCAAACCCUAGCUGUCGUUACAUGGAUGCGAGCUUUAGGACAGGCAGGCAGAUGCAGAUCCCGGAGGUGUGAGUCUUGGGUACAGUUGUAGCGGCACUGGGUGUCGGUGAGAGAUCUUUGGUAGGAUUAAGAAGUUGGCUGCGGAGGACUCUCACUCCCUCCCUCGCUCAAUUUUCUAUUAUGUCUCCGUUACCCAUUUUUUAAUUUUUAACAUAAGUUUUGCAGCGUUUAAUGGUUCUACCCA
Molecule: messenger RNA, 2258 nt
Organism: Physcomitrium patens
Lineage: Eukaryota; Viridiplantae; Streptophyta; Bryopsida; Funariales; Funariaceae
Product: putative sugar phosphate/phosphate translocator At5g25400
Source: RefSeq, a predicted model, not a curated record